This is a messenger RNA of Salmo salar (Atlantic salmon), 2444 nucleotides long. RefSeq names its product E3 ubiquitin-protein ligase TRIM21. NCBI's taxonomy places the organism in Eukaryota, Metazoa, Chordata, Actinopteri, Salmoniformes, Salmonidae. Gene Ontology annotation, molecular function: protein binding; zinc ion binding. The record is from RefSeq and is a predicted model, not a curated record.
AACAAACUACUGUGCUAUAUUUCCUCCUACUGUACACACCGUCUUUUCCUUCUGCUCAUCUCAUUACACUUCCCUCUCCUUCUUUCUCUUCAUCCCCCAUUCCAUUGUACUCCACGAGUUAAUGAGCAUUUUCUGAACCUGUUUUUGUUUUUCAGUAUACUUUCAAGCAAAUAACUAUGGACGAUUAAAGCUAAUGACACGUCUUCCCUACUAUAUCUGAUGUAAGAGCAGGAUAUGCAGGGAGGAGUUAAGAGAUGACACUUUGCUGAAGUCAGAGUUAAACUGAGAGCAGGAAACUGCACACGGUAACAAACACGUUCCUGCUCUUCGCGAAGAUAGCAACACAGCUGCAGCCUGCACAGAGUCCACCUUUCAUAGAGGAAUAGAAGGCACAAGCAAACUCAAAAAUGGCGUCCUCCAGCAGUUUCCUGUCUGAAGAUCAGUUCCAGUGCUCUAUUUGUCUGGAUGUGUUGACUGAGCCAGUCUCCAUUCCAUGUGGACACAACUUCUGCAAGGCCUGUAUCAGCAGAUAUUGGAACACCACUGCCCGGUGUCGGUGUCCACUGUGUAAGCAUACGUUCUACAAAAGACCAGAGUUAAAGACCAACACAACACUGAGAAAUGUUGCAGAUCAUUUCAAAAGAAUGAGUGACAGAGACAGAGAUUUGUCCCCUGCCGAGCCUGGAGAAGUGGCCUGUGAGGUCUGCACUGGGAGAACACUCAAAGCCCUGAAGUCCUGCCUGGAGUGUCUGACCUCUUACUGUGAGAUUCACUUGCAGCCUCAUCAGAGAGUUGCAGGCCUGAAAAGACACAAGCUGAUAGACCCUGUGGAAAACCUGGAAGUCAUGAUGUGUAAGAAGCAUGACAGACUCUUGGAGCUGUUCUGUAGGACUGACCAAACGUGUGUGUGUCAGUUCUGCACCGAGACAGACCACAAGACUCACCACACCGUCCCUUUAGAGGAAGAGUUUGGAAAGAAGAAGGCUCAACUGCGGAACUCCAUAGCACAAAUUCGGCAGAUGAUCCAUGACCGCUGGCAGAAGGUUAGGGAGAUCAAAGACUCAGUAGAGCUCAGCAAGAGAGUUGCAGAGAGAGAGAGAGCAGACAGUGUGGAGGUCUUCAAUGCUCUGGUGCGUUCCAUUGAGAGAAGCCAGGCUGAGCUCAUUGUGGAGAUUGAGGAGAAGCAGAAAGCCGAAGACAGGCGGGCUAAAGGUCUGAUUAACGAGCUGGAGCAAGAAAUUACCGAGCUUAAGAGAAGACGCACUGAGCUGAAGCAGCUCUCACGCACUAAGGACCACCUCCACCUCCUCCAGAGUUCCCCAUCCCUGUGCACCCCCACAUUCACCAAGGACUGGUCUGAGAUCAGUGUUCACUACUACCUACAUGUGAAGAAUGUGAGGAGAGUUGUGUCUCAACUAGAAGAGACACUUCAUAAUGAGAUAGAGAAGUUGCCUGACAUCAAGCUGAAGAGGAUGCAGCAGUACGCAGUGGAUGUGACUCUGGACCCUGAUACAGCAUUUCCAUACCUCAACGUGUCUGAGGACAGAAAACAAGUGACACUGGGAGGCGUACUAAAGGAACUUCCUAACAACCCAGAGAGGUUUGAUUAUAAUCCCUCUAUCCUGGGAAAGAAUGAAUUCUCCUCUGGGAGAUUCUACUAUGAGGUGCAGGUAGAGGGGAAGACUUGGUGGAGGUUAGGGGUGGCUAGAAAGUCCACCAACAGGAAGGGCUGGCUUCCACUGACCCCUGAGAAUGGAUUCUGGACUCUGGGUCUGAAGAGUGGGUACCACCAGCAUUGGUAUUGUGCAAACAUGUACGAUAACCUCUUCUACCUGCCCUUCUACUCCGGCAAGCCCCCGACACCCCAAAAAGUGGGGGUGUUUGUGGAUUAUGAGGAGGGUCUAGUCUCCUUUUAUGAUGUAAAGGCCAGAUCUCACAUCCACUCUUUCACUAGCUGCAACUUCACCGAGAAGCUCUAUACAUACUUCAACUCGGGUGGUAAUGCUGGUGGUAAAAACACUGCCCCAUUGGUCAUCUCUACUGUCAAUCACACAGAAUAAAUAGUGAUCCAAUAAGGUCACAGAGCUUAUAGUGCCAUAUGUAUUCAUAAUGCUGUCAGUCAGAGAUGUGACAGUAUAACCUAAUGAUGGUUUGUUUACAUGAAUGGAAUUGUAAAAUGUGUCGAUGGGAGUAAUGUCUUUGAUAUAAUAUGAUGUUGUUGCCUGUAAUGGUGUGUUAAAUCGUAGUGGUAUGAGGUGUGUAAGUGUUUGUUACAUACUGGAAGUACAGUAGAGUUGUAAUUUACUUUCACCUUAUCUUUUACAUCUGAUGUUUAUGAUGUGUUUUAACUUGAUCAUUUUGGUUAUUUGAUCAUUUUUCCUUUUUUCUAUCAAGUGUGAUGAGACCAUGUGUGAAAUACAUUUUAGAAUAAACUUACGUAUGAU